AUGGACAAGCUCCCAUGUGCCUUUGCUUGCAAUGGCGCCAUCAGCAACAACGCACUCUCAUGUUCAUCAAUGAUGGAGAUGGAAGGCAUGGAUGAUAUGCCAGCCACGACGCCCGAGUGUCGAGCCAAUGAUACGUCGUUCCUAACCACGCUGGCGUGGUGUUUCAAAUCAAAGUGCGCCGAGUUCAACGUUCCUGUCUCUAAGCUGCAAAAGUUCUGGGAAGAAGAAGCUACAGGCGAACCGACGGCGCCACCCAAAUGGAGCUACCCUGCGGCGCUGCAAAGUAUCCAGGAAGCACCAACGAAGAUCCUCACGAUGCAUGACAGUCUCAAUCUAACAGUGUUGACGUCGGAAGAGGAUUGGGAUGUGCAGUUCAAAAUCCUUUCAUACUUCGAGCGGGAAGAGGUCAUCCAUGCGAGAUAUGGCAUCACGGACAAGGUUAGGCCGUACAUCGCUUGGCAAAGUCUCAUCGGUACAUAUCGAGUCCGUCCUCUUGAAUAUUUGAUUGGAAUCACACCGUCGAUCGGCCAUGCUUCCUACAUUGCCUUCAUGAUCAUACUGAACGUUAUCCUCACUGCAGUCAACUACAAAUCGGCACAGCCAACCGGAUGGUUCUCGAGCCAAUACCAGAAAAUACUCGAGUAUAUCAUAAUCCGAACGGGCACGCUGGGUUUUGCAUUGGCACCGCUGGUCAUUCUGUUCGCUGGCCGCAACAACGUGCUCCUUUGGCUGAGCAACUGGUCUCACUCCACCUUCAUGCUGUUGCACCGCUGGAUCGCCCGCAUCUUCGGGCUCCAGGCCAUCAUCCAUUCCAUCACAGCAUUGGCUCUCUAUGUCAACAAUGGGACAGACUCGGAAGAGCUGAGCCUUCCUUAUUGGAUCUGGGGUUGCGUCGCCACAGUGGCAGUCGUCAUUAUGUUGGUGGCUAGCAACCUCUACCGCAAAUUCGGCUACGAAAUGUGGCUGUACGCAGCAUGUGCAGUCUGGUUCUUUGACAGGAUGAUGAUGCACAUGCUGCGUGUGCUCAAGAACGGCAUGCGCCGAUUCAAUAUUGUCAACAUUGAUGACGAUGUGGUUCGAGUGGACAUUCAUGGUAUUCGGUGGGCUGCGGGGCCGGGGCAGCAUGUCUAUGUAUACUUUCCCACGCUCAACCGACUCCGAUCCUGGGAGAACCACCCCUUCUCCGUCAUCCCGACAGCCAUGUUGUACGGGAAAGCACGGCAAUCUGCAGCCAGUGCAUCACCCACAGGUUCAAGCAACGACGUCGAGAAGAACGAGCGAGCAGAUGUCAGAAUACGUCCAGUCACUGACGGGAACAACGCUGGUUUGACGCUAUUCAUACGGAAGUCAACUGGGCUGACGGAAGCCUUGACGACAAAUGACAACGUUCUCACCCUCCUAGACGGACCAUAUCCAAACAGUUCGAACAUCACCGCAAUUCAGUGCGACCGACUGCUUUUGAUCGGCGGCGGAAUCGGUAUCACUGCUCUCGUUCCGUGGAUUGCUAGACAUUCAAACGUCAAGUUAUCGUGGAGUGUCCAAGACUCUGCAAAGGGUCUUGUGCACGGCUGA
This is a messenger RNA of Verticillium dahliae VdLs.17, 1572 nucleotides long. RefSeq names its product ferric reductase transmembrane component 3. Gene Ontology annotation, molecular function: ferric-chelate reductase activity. Gene Ontology annotation, biological process: iron ion transport; intracellular iron ion homeostasis; copper ion import. The record is from RefSeq and is a predicted model, not a curated record. The coding region runs from base 1 to 1572 and encodes 523 amino acids. Lineage: Eukaryota; Fungi; Ascomycota; Sordariomycetes; Glomerellales; Plectosphaerellaceae. Gene Ontology annotation, cellular component: plasma membrane. The transcript is spliced from 3 exons.